This is a messenger RNA of Echinops telfairi (small Madagascar hedgehog), 1592 nucleotides long. It is a transcript of the gene POLR2H, whose product is annotated as RNA polymerase II, I and III subunit H. Gene Ontology annotation, cellular component: RNA polymerase III complex; RNA polymerase II, core complex; RNA polymerase I complex. Bases 842 to 1294 code for a protein of 150 amino acids. Gene Ontology annotation, biological process: DNA-templated transcription. NCBI's taxonomy places the organism in Eukaryota, Metazoa, Chordata, Mammalia, Afrosoricida, Tenrecidae. Gene Ontology annotation, molecular function: DNA-directed RNA polymerase activity. The transcript has 5 exons. The record is from RefSeq and is a predicted model, not a curated record.
GGGGGUGGCCGGCACGAGGAAGAAGGGGCAUGUAGAUCGGCGCCCAGAGCGAGCGGGCAGUGUAGGGAACGGGCAGUGCCAGGCCGAAGGGACAGUGUCGGGCAGGGUCCAGGGCUCCGGGUCUUGGUAUGUGGCGGGGAGGGUGCAGUACCGGAGAAGAGGACCCACGGUGACAUCAUGGCAAGUCCCCAAACUGGACAGACCUGGCUCGGGUGGCGUCCAGCAGGGCUGGGCCGGCUCGGGCCGGCCUGAGCGGGGGGCGGUGCUCAGUGCCAGCUGAAGCUGCGGGGCGCGGCGCCUUGUCCCGCUAGCACGCGGGCGGGGCGGGGGUGUGUGCUUCUGCUCCGCCCGCUCCAGCGCGGACUGUGUCCUCAGCAGGCACGAGGGCCAGCAGGGUAGGGCUAGGGCCGGGCUUCUCUGGGCCAAGGAUCAAGGUCCUUGCCUGGGAUGGGCCCCUAUGCAUUAGUCUUGAGGACCCGACCUCCGAAGAGGGCGCAGCGGAGCCCUAAAGGAGCGCGAAUAACCCUGCCACUUGGGCCAGAGGCGGGACUGUGUACCCGCCCAGGGGCGGUGCCACGGAACCCAAGAACCGCCCUCAAGGCUGAAGCCUCCCGGAGCGGUGACUCGGGGCGGAAGUUAAUACGCCCCGACAGAGAGAGAAACGGAAGUGGAGGCCUGCUGCAAGUUACCGCGCAUGCGCUAGCCCGCGGCCUCGCUGCAGCGCUUGACUGUCUAGGGUACUUUCCCCUCGUUUCUUUUUCUCCUCCGCGCGAGGGGGUACGCGCAUUCCCAGUCUUGGUCGCGCUCUCCGCACCCCAUCAGUUUUCGUGGCCCCCUCACGAUGGCGGGCAUCCUAUUUGAGGAUAUUUUCGAUGUGAAAGACAUUGACCCGGAGGGCAAGAAGUUUGACCGAGUGUCUCGACUCCAUUGUGAGAGUGAAUCGUUCAAAAUGGACCUCAUCUUGGAUGUAAAUAUUCAGAUUUACCCUGUGGACCUGGGUGACAAGUUCCGUUUGGUCAUAGCCAGUACCUUAUAUGAAGAUGGCUCACUGGAUGAUGGUGAAUACAACCCCACAGACGAUCGGCCUUCCAGGGCGGACCAGUUUGAGUAUGUAAUGUACGGGAAAGUGUAUAGGAUCGAAGGCGAUGAGACGUCGACGGAAGCUGCCACACGCCUCUCUGCCUACGUCUCCUACGGGGGCCUGCUCAUGAGGUUGCAAGGCGAUGCCAACAACCUGCAUGGAUUUGAGGUGGAUUCCAGAGUUUACCUGCUGAUGAAGAAGCUGGCCUUCUGAACCACCUGGGACACCAGCCUGGCUGUUCAGUCUCUCAGGCCAUGGACAUUCCUGCCCCAGACUCCUGGCUGACUCGUCCCGCGAGGACAUCGCCGCCCAGGCAACUUCUCAAGCCCGAGAAGCAGUUGCUGCUGCUCCUAUUAAGGAGGGCCUGGCCCUCGGCCCACCAUGGACGCUCCGUUCAGUGGGAUCUGAACUCCCGGGGAACUGGAAGCCUUUGGAGGACCUAGUGGGAAAGCUAACAUGAACUAGCAGAUGUUCUGGGUGUGAUUUGUUCAUUAAACUUUACUUUUCCAGA